Molecule: messenger RNA, 662 nt
Organism: Gastrolobium bilobum
Lineage: Eukaryota; Viridiplantae; Streptophyta; Magnoliopsida; Fabales; Fabaceae
Product: large ribosomal subunit protein eL32z-like
Exons: 3
Coding region: 37-438 (133 amino acids)
Biological process (GO): translation
Cellular component (GO): cytosolic large ribosomal subunit; ribosome
Molecular function (GO): structural constituent of ribosome
Source: RefSeq, a predicted model, not a curated record
GCAGCUUGGGAAACCCUAAUUACGCAGUGAGUAAAAAUGGCGGUGCCCUUGCUUUCGAAGAAGAUCGUGAAGAAGAGGGUCAAGAAGUUCAAGCGCCCUCAGAGUGAUCGCAAGAUCUCCGUCAAGCCAAGCUGGCGCAGACCCAAGGGUAUUGAUUCUCGUGUCAGGAGGAAGUUCAAGGGAUGCACUUUGAUGCCAAACAUUGGUUAUGGCUCAGACAAGAAAACACGCCAUUAUCUACCCAAUGGUUUUAAGAAAUUUGUUGUGCACAAUGUGAAAGACCUGGAACUUCUCAUGAUGCAUAACAGGACUUACUGUGCUGAGAUUGCUCACAAUGUAUCCACAAGGAAGAGGAAGGAUAUAGUUGAGCGAGCUGCUCAGCUUGAUGUUGUUGUGACCAACAAAACAGCCAGACUACGUAGCCAAGAGGAUGAAUAAAUCUGAAUGUCUGGGAAUGUCAUUUAUGUUUUGUAGUGAGCUUUGGUUGACACCCCUUGUGGUAGUUUUUGAUCGUUUUUGUUAUUUAUUUUGGCCAAAAUCUGUUUCUUGUUAUACAUUUAUUUUCUUGGUUAUUAUCUUUCCUUCACAAUGCUUUCUAUCUUAGUAUUGCUAUUAUCUUGGUUCUAGUUCACAGUUAUCGAUUUUGGAGGUUUAUUGUUUUU